Aegilops tauschii subsp. strangulata is the source of this 694-nucleotide messenger RNA. RefSeq lists its product as uncharacterized. The record is from RefSeq and is a predicted model, not a curated record. Lineage: Eukaryota; Viridiplantae; Streptophyta; Magnoliopsida; Poales; Poaceae.
UGGCCAGCUCAGAGCCUCAGACGCAAACACAUCUCCCAUAACACAAAGACCAUGAAGACCAUACUCCUCCUCAUUCUCGCAUUCCCUUUCUUGGGCGCCGCCGGCGAGCGUUGCCGCGGCGUCCCGUCACUGCCAGUGGAGGCCGCCUGCCGAAAGGCGUGCGGCACGAAGCUCAUGCACGACAUGUGCAUGGACACGCUCCGCGGGGGAUUCGAUCCUAGCCCGUCCGUCCACAUCGAGGUCACCGAGUAUGCGCUCCUCGCCACGCACCGCGCCCUCGAGUCCUACGGCGCCACGGCUGCCGCCGCGGCCGAGUUGCUCCGCAGCGGGUCGCUCUCUGGCGACGAGAGGGCGGCCUACAACACAUGCUUGACGGAGUACUCCUACGCUGUGCGGUGCAUGGAGCACGUCGCCGGCGACAUGGUAGCGCGUUGCCGGUUCGCGGGGCUCGGGGAGGAGUACGUGCGCUGCGUGACGUACGUGGAGGGCUGUAGGGAUCGCUUGGUGCGGCUCAAGUCAUCGCCGCUCUACGCCAUGAAUCUUGUCGACCGGAACAAGGCCCUUCUGGCUUACUCCCUCGGUCAAUUGCUCGGUAGCAUAUGAGCAUUACAGACUUCCAGUUAGGUUGUUUGCUUUGUCUUAAUCUGCUGUCAAGUUCAAUCAAACUAAUAAGAACUUGUAAAGGCAUCUUCAA